Messenger RNA from Eruca vesicaria subsp. sativa (arugula), 534 nucleotides. Lineage: Eukaryota; Viridiplantae; Streptophyta; Magnoliopsida; Brassicales; Brassicaceae. The record is from the annotation of a GenBank genome assembly.
AUGGAGAAAGAAUGGGGGAUGCUGAAGCAUGACAGCGAGCAGGUAACUGGAGAUCUUGGUGAUAUUGUUGUUUCAGAUGCAAACACUGAGACCAAAAAGGAGGAGAAUGAAGUUAUGAGUGAUGAAAAAAGAAUUCGGGAAAGUUUAGUCCAAGAAAACAAAGACGAAGAAACAUUGCAAGCUGAUGAAGCUGUUUCUGAGGAAGCUUCGAAGAAGCAUCAUGACAAUGACCAAGAGAUUCAAGAUGAGAUUUAUGUUGAUCUUGGUGUUAUUCCUGUCUCGGAACAUGCCAACACUGAGACAAGUAAUGACAAUGAAGGUAUGCAACAAAUUAGGAGCAUUAACAGUUUUGCAAAAGUCGAGCAUCAAGAGAUAGAAGAGGCAGUCCAGGAAAACAUUUCUGAGCCUAAGAAAAUCAAUACUUUCGAUGAAGAAGCAGUGGUGGACCCAACUGAUGGUGUUUGUGGUGUUGACUCAGAUGGCACUAUCUCUGAAGCUGAUUCAAACCAAGAGACAGAACACGGCAAUUCAUGA